UGUGAUAAGGCGCCGGGUCAAAUGCAAGGAUUAUUAUUAUUACUAUAAGUCGUCUCGACCAGACAUGGCCCAAAAUUGGACUUACCUAGAGGUCCCCAAAGUCGGCCAGCCUUCCUCGGAGCUCUGCUCGGUCGAGGAAGACGAAGAUGAGGAGCCGUACGAGGUGCACCUCAUCCUUCGCUCCUCCCCCAUCCCCAGAAAGAAGAGCUUUUUGGAGAAGCGAGACGAUGAGGAGACGUGCUCCAAACCUCCUCUGACGGGGUGCAAGGUGCAUUUCGCUGACCGCCUGGGCUUGGAUUUAGUCGAGGUCAAGUUCUUCGAGAAGUUCGAGUUAUCAGACUACCUGGGCCCGAGCGAGGUGGACCUCCCAAAGCCGGAAGACUUUGAGUUCCACAUCGUGCCUGAGUUUGCGUUGCCAGCGGACUUAGCCCAGUUGCUGGAGAAGGUCCGGGCGCAGAUGGUGGAACUGGAGUCUGUGGAGACGGUGGAAGGAGAUCCCCUGUCCAUCCAGGGGCUGGUCCGAGUCCUCAACCUGGACUUCGUCAAGACAGUGCACAUCCGAGCCAGCCUGGACAGUUGGGCCACUUACUACGAUUACCCGGCAGAGUACGUGAGCGACCAGGCCGACACUCACACCAACCUCUUCCGCUUCCGACUUUCCUUCGUGCCGCCCUUCGUGCGAGACGGGGCGCGCUUCGAGUUCGCGGCGCGUUACGAGGUCCCGGAAGGCGUCCACUGGGCCAACAACGCGGGCAGAAACUACUCGGUGCGUCUGCAAGCCAGCGGGAGAGAGACACAGGACGCGCACGUGCCCGCCUGCGAACAGCGACAGCUCAAGAGCUGCCUGAAGCCCGCCAGAGAGAGGUCUGUUAAUGAGAGGGAAGAAUUUCAUCACCUUAAUACAGAGAACUGGGACAGCGAAGCAGACCCUUCUGAAGCAGGUGACUCGAGAACACAGGUAACGACUCUUUAACGGCCGUCCCGAUUAAUAACAGCAAUAAUAAUCCUC
Callorhinchus milii (elephant shark) is the source of this 1009-nucleotide messenger RNA. RefSeq names its product protein phosphatase 1 regulatory subunit 3A. Bases 65 to 973 code for a protein of 302 amino acids. The record is from RefSeq and is a predicted model, not a curated record. NCBI's taxonomy places the organism in Eukaryota, Metazoa, Chordata, Chondrichthyes, Chimaeriformes, Callorhinchidae. The transcript is spliced from 3 exons. Gene Ontology annotation, biological process: regulation of glycogen biosynthetic process. Gene Ontology annotation, molecular function: protein phosphatase 1 binding; glycogen binding. Gene Ontology annotation, cellular component: protein phosphatase type 1 complex.